CACGGACGGCACAGAGUCGCCCAUUUUGGCUGAUCCAGAAGCUGAAGGACGUUCUGACAAACCAAAAGUCAAAUAUGGAGAGUUAGUGAUAUUAGGAUAUAAUGGAUUUUUGCCACAAGGGGAUAAAGGCCGACGACGUUCUAAAUUUGUAUUGUAUAAACGACUCGAAGCGAAUGGUGUUAGAAGAUCUAGACAUUAUAUAGUUCAAUCACCUCAAACAUCAAAGGCCAUUUUGGAUGCGAAUCAACAUUCAAUAUCAUACACAUUGUCACGAAAUCAAGCGGUUAUCGUGGAAUACAAAGAAGAUACUGACACAGAUAUGUUUCAGAUUGGACGGUCUUCAGAAGCGCCGAUUGAUUUUGUUGUCAUGGAUACAUUGCCUGGUGAUAAGAAAGAUACGCGAGUUAUGCAGAGCACAAUAUCCCGAUUUGCAUGCCGUAUUUUAGUUGAUCGCAGUGAACCAUCAAAAGCACGCAUUUAUGCAGCCGGAUUCGAUUCGAGUAGAAAUAUAUUUUUAGGGGAAAAAGCAACUAAGUGGCAAGACAACGUUGAAAUAGAUGGUUUAACAACAAAUGGUAUAUUAAUAAUGCAUCCAAAAGGUCAGUUUGUUGGUGGCAAUACAGAAAAUCCAGGGACAACACCAUGGCGAGAGUGUUCGGUUGGCGGUGACGUUUUUGGCUUACGAGAAUCAAGAUCGGCACAACAAAAAGGCGAACCAAUUUACGGCGAAACAAACAUUUUACAGGACGGUACAUUGAUCGAUUUAUGCGGUGCAACGCUUUUAUGGCGAUCAGCUGAAGGACUAAAGAAUUCACCGGGAAAACGUGAUUUAGAGAAGCUUGUAGAUGAAAUUAAUGAGGGACGACCCCAAUGUCCAGUUGGGUUGAAUACGCUUGUGAUACCACGCAAAGUCACAUUAAGUGACCACAUUAAUCAGCCUUACGUUUAUUUAAAUUGUGGUCAUGUUCAAGGAAAUCAUGAUUGGGGUCACAUCCAAGGUCAAGAAAAAUCGACAAGAAGAUGUCCAAUGUGUUUGGAACAAGGUGCGGUGGUGACAUUGUGCAUGGGUUGUGAGCCAGCAUUUUAUGUAGAUUUUGGUCCACCAACGUAUGCCUUCAAUCCUUGUGGUCAUAUGGCUACCGAAAAAACAGUCAAAUAUUGGGCAAACGUAGAUAUACCACAUGGAACGAUGGGUUUUCAAGCGGUUUGUCCGUUUUGUGCAACGCCAUUGGACGGCAGUCCUGGAUAUAUUAAAUUAAUUUUUCAAGAUAAUUUAGAUUAGGGGGCUAUUAAAAAGUAUAGUUCGUACCCAUUUUAGUUAUCAACUUUUAUAAUUAUAUCGGUUUUGAGCAACUUUUAUUUUUUAUUUAACAAAUUGAAAUCAAAAUUUUGCACGAAACUGAACUGAUGAGCCGAGCGACAUAAUGUUUAUAUCAUAAUCACAAUCCACAAAAACUGACGAAAUAAUCAUUUAUGGAAUAAGAGCGAUGAAUAAAGAGAAAGAACAAAGCUUGGAACAAAGCUUUAA
Messenger RNA from Contarinia nasturtii (swede midge), 1528 nucleotides. RefSeq names its product protein pellino (gene Pli). Gene Ontology annotation, molecular function: protein binding; ubiquitin protein ligase activity. NCBI's taxonomy places the organism in Eukaryota, Metazoa, Arthropoda, Insecta, Diptera, Cecidomyiidae. The transcript is spliced from 8 exons. The record is from RefSeq and is a predicted model, not a curated record. The annotation marks the transcript as partial. Gene Ontology annotation, biological process: protein polyubiquitination; regulation of Toll signaling pathway.